Molecule: messenger RNA, 253 nt
Organism: Dentiscutata erythropus
Lineage: Eukaryota; Fungi; Glomeromycota; Glomeromycetes; Diversisporales; Gigasporaceae
Source: the annotation of a GenBank genome assembly
AUGGCUACAUAUGACUUACUUGAAAUUUCGAAUGAAAAUACAAAUAAUGAUGGGACUAAUAAUUUGGAUGAUGCUAAUGAAAGCGAAGACUCGGAAAGUUUAACGUUAAAUAUUGCAGAUUCAGUAAAUUUAGAAUCGCCAGAAUUUUUAGUAUCUGGGGAUGCAGUAUUUUCUUCUGAACCUGUUACAACUAAUCGAGCUAGAGAUGUAGGUAAUAUGAAUUACAAUCCUAUUGAAUUUAGCAUGUCAAAUG